UAUUUAUUGUUCUUCACUCUCUCCUCGGUACCUACACCUCUCCCACUCACUGUAAAUCAUUCCCCAACAACCUCUUCGGUUCUCCCACUGGUGCUCUACAACUGCUUUUUUUCUCAAUGUUUUCUCCUUUCCUCUGCAAUUUGAAAUCCGGUUCUCUCCCCUCUUCACAGUCAUCAUCCUCUCCCUCUCUUCCUGUUGCCUAACCCAUAAAAAGCUCCUCAUCAUCUUCUCUGCCACAUAGAGUGCCUCCACCGCCGCCGAAAACGAUGCCAUUUCACACUCCGAGCCCCAAUCCCCCGUUUUCUACCCCUCCCCCUCUCUGUUCCGUUCGUAUUCCCCCAUGCGCGCCGCCGCGAAUUCCGAUCCCGAAGGUCCCUCGGGAAGAAACCCCCUCCUCCAACGAAACCGCCACGGUGAAUUUACUAGGCUCAGAUUUAUCUACGCAUGCCUUCCCCAUUAUGUUUCUUUGCAGAAUCCCUUGGUCCUUCGGAAGAUCUGUUUUCUUGAUACGGUUCCAAUGUUUGGUGAGGGAAGCAUCAUUUGCUGUGCUACGAAUUUGGAGACCAAAGAACCGGUUGCAAUCAAGAAGAUUGGGAACGCGUUUGAUAAUAUGAUUGAUGCUAAGAGGACUCUCAGAGAAAUCAAGCUUCUCUGUCACAUGGACCAUGAUAAUGACUUUCAUGCACCAGUUCUACUCUAAUGUGUGAGUCUUUCAUGCACCAGUUUUACUCGGAUCUGGAUCCUCUCCAGCAAAUAAUUCUGUCCAGCCCCUCCAGCAGUAACACUAACCGUCAGAUGCAUCUAAUGGUUCAGAAAAUUAACUACAAUAAAACACCUAAAAAAUAAUUAAACAUUAAAUGACAGCCCUAUGAUGUAUCUAACGGUGGAAAAAAUAAUACCCAAUUCACAGAAAACCCAAUUCACGCUUUCUUCUCCCUCGGGAUUUGGGUUUAACACCCCACCCAUUAGGCCCCCCGCCCCACCUUGGGGGGCGAAAUUACUAGAAAACCAGUUGAUUAAAAACGGUAAAUGAUUACCCGACUCUAUAACGGGUAAUCAUUUACCGAUCGUGUUUAAAACAUAUAAACACGACAGUUUGGGUUUUGAAACCCAUUAUUUCAAAACCCAAAUUUCCCUCCCUCAAUCGCAUCCUCUUCAAUCAUCUCAAGGUCGGUUCUAAUCAUCAUCAAAGCUCCCACAAAGACCCACAAUUACAUUCAAAAGAUAGCGAGAAUGAAGGGCGGGAGGAAGAGGUCACGACAUGCUUCUACUAGUGAGGAUCCAGCGGAUCGACACGAGCGCUUGCAUGCUUCUACCAGGCGCGGCGACCAUAUUGCAGCCACUCAGGCGGUAGAGGCUUCAGCUCCGUCUCCAUCCCCAUCUGCUACUCCGGUCGAGGCUCCGUUAGCUACCCCGGCUCCAUCUGCUACUCCGGUCGGGGCUCCGUCAGCUACCCCCGCUCCGUCUGCUACUAGGGCUCCGGCUGAGCUGGACCCUGCUCCAUUGUCUCCGAUGGCUGAGUUACCUCGUCAGGAGACAUCUUCUUCUGAGCCUAGUGGCGAGGAGUCUUCUUCUUCUUCUGAGCUUAGUGGUGAGGAGGAGGAGCCUCUUAUUCUGCAGGAGGAGAUUGAUGCUGCUGAUGUUAUGCCAGAUGUGGUGCCAGAGGGCGGUGUAGAGGGCGGUGCGGAUGACGACCUCAUCCAGAGGGUGGCACCGUUUCCCGGGGGGCCUGAGGAUCUGUCGCUUCUUGCGCAUUAUCCUGACCACAAGGCUCCUUGGACGUGGCAGGCACUUCUUCGCACAGACCCGCGGUACGUGGACCGUCGGACAUUGAGGGUGGCCACUGUUGGGGGGAAGGUAUGGAACCUCCCCUGUGAUGGCGAUUCAGAGGCCCACACACAUGUGCGACAGCUGCUGCAGCAGACGGGUUUGUAUCACCUACCUUGGUGCGGGUUACCGGAGACAGACCCAGCUGUCGUACUGGCCCUUGUUGAGAGAUGGCAUGAGGAGACGAGUAGCUUCCACAUGCCGUUCGGGGAGAUGACUAUCACCCUGGACGAUGUGUCUGCUCUUCUCCAUCUUCCCACAGGGUCGAGGUUCUACACUCCGGGCAGAGGGGAGCGAGACGAGGUUGCAGCGCUCUGCGCCCAGCUCCUGGGAGGAUCUGUUGCUGCUUAUCUGGCUGAGUUUGAGUCGGCGGGUGGCCAGAACAUUCGGUUCAUUACUCUGAAGACCAUGUACACGUCUGCUAUGGAUGGGGGACGCUAUGAGGAUGCUGCUAGGAUCUGGCUGGUGAACCAGCUUGCUGCCACCCUCGUUGCCAGUUCCUUCGUUGGUACCCAGGGAGUUGCCUUUUCUGCUAUUCGAGGAGCCGCAGCUGCGGGAGGCAGAGCUCGUGGAGGCAGACCCCGUGGAGGCGGAGCUCGUGGAGGCAGAGCUCGUGGAGAGGGUGAUCCUGGAGAGGGUGUUCGUGGAGGUCGAGCUCGUGUACCCAGAGGUCGCAGGGGGCGGGGUCGGGGAGAGUGAUUUUAUUACACUUGUUAUGUGGGAUCCAUUAUUAUGUAUAUGUUAGGACUUUUUAUGUUAUGUUAUGACUCUUGCCUCGUUUUAUUUACAUGUGUUAUAUUUUUAGUCUUAA
This is a messenger RNA of Lotus japonicus, 2638 nucleotides long. RefSeq lists its product as uncharacterized. The record is from RefSeq and is a predicted model, not a curated record. The transcript is spliced from 5 exons. Bases 1234 to 2526 code for a protein of 430 amino acids. NCBI's taxonomy places the organism in Eukaryota, Viridiplantae, Streptophyta, Magnoliopsida, Fabales, Fabaceae.